AUGAGUAAUAAAGAUAUCGAUACUCCUAACGAAGUUGUUUCUCAAGAAGUUGAAGAGCCUAAAUCCACCGUGCAACAGGAAGCUGAUGUUGAUAUAGAUAACAUUCCCAUAGAUAUGGACGAAGUGGAAGAUGUUGCAGAAAUGAGUGACAGUGAAGGUACUUUAUUUAUUUUUUAUUAUUUCCCCCAAGAGGACCAAAUCUUUGAUGACAAAGAAGCAACCACGGAUAAGAAUGACGGAACAGAUGAAAACGUGAAUACAUUAGAACACACUGAAGCACCCUCUAAACUAUUCAAACUUCCAACCAGUCGAAUAAAAUCUAUUGUCAAGCUUAUUCCUUCUGUUCACAUGGUCAACUCCGAAGCCAUCGCUGCUAUUGGCAAAGCUACCGAGUUGUUUCUUAAAGAGCUCGUCUCCGAAUCAUAUCAGGUAGCACGUGAAUCAGGAAAGAAAACUCUCGCUAUUGGCCAUAUUGAAGGCGUUAUCCAAACGCUACCUCAAUUUGAAUUUCUAGACGGAAUGCUUAUUUGA
Molecule: messenger RNA, 531 nt
Organism: Rodentolepis nana
Lineage: Eukaryota; Metazoa; Platyhelminthes; Cestoda; Cyclophyllidea; Hymenolepididae
Source: the annotation of a GenBank genome assembly